Molecule: messenger RNA, 3765 nt
Organism: Episyrphus balteatus (marmalade hoverfly)
Lineage: Eukaryota; Metazoa; Arthropoda; Insecta; Diptera; Syrphidae
Product: dentin sialophosphoprotein-like
Exons: 4
Coding region: 1-3765 (1254 amino acids)
Source: RefSeq, a predicted model, not a curated record
AUGAAAACUUCGCUAGGAUUUAUAAACAUUUUAGUUUUCAUACUUUUGGCUUUAACCAAACAAUCUGAAGCCGGACCUAUUCAUUCUUUGAAUUCUACUAAAGAUUUUGGAAAAGAACCACAAAUGGUAAUAAAAAAUGGAACCGAUUUAAUUUACAUAGUUAAAGUGUCUGAGAAAUUAGAAGAAGAUAUUAGUGCUAAGGCAGCACAGGGAGCGACUUUGUCUAAUAAAACCAAUGAAAUUCAACUCGACCAAAAUCUUGAACAAGAAGGACAAUUUCCAAGUGAUAUCAAAGAUCAUCGCGAGGUUGCACAGUCUUUUUCAAAUAAAACGGAGCCAAGAGUGAAUGAACCAUUAGAAAACGACCAAGUUCCAUUGUUUGAAGAAUAUGAUUUAAGGAGUGAAAACUUUACUGAUCAUAUUGACGAAGAUCCAACAUCAUUCUUUGAACCAAAGAAUAUUUCGGCAAUUGUUGGUAAUAUUCCUCAUAAUAAUAAAACAAUUUUAAAGGACAUAAAUGUUGGAGGAAGUCACACAGAUGAAAGCUUAAAAUCUGUAGCACCAGAAAUUGAGGAAUCUGUAAAAAUAGAAACUACAACCAAACCACCGUCAAAUAUUUCUGAAAUAUCAAGCGAACUGCUGUUACCGCAAAAGGUUAAUUUAACAAAGAGUAAUAAUGAUCGGGAAAGUUCAAAAAACUCUUCAAUUUUGUAUCAAAGCUUAAAACCGUUUGAAAGUCAAUUACCUUUAGAAAGGUCGAAAUCGUUGAAACCAUCUGAAAAUGAUCAAGUAAAACCGAUUGGUGGUGAAAAUCAACUAAAUCACUCAUCAUGGGAAACAACUGCAUCUAGAAAAGAAGAUAUGCCAACCAAGAUAACGCAAAGACUAAAUGAAGAAGAUCAAAUUGUUGGAGAUUUUAAUCGAAACAUAACUUGGAACAAAGCUGUUGAUCAUUUGUCACCAGAAUUAUCGGAGACUUCUGAAUCAAUUGAAUCAGGAGAGCUUUCAAACUUUGAAAAACCAAUUGUUUUACCAAAUGUAGUUAAAACUUAUAAAAGUGAUCAGCCAAUAACGCAGACUUUCCCAAUUUUGGAGUCCUCAGAGUCAUUAGAAUCUUCAAUGUCCUCAGUGGAACAGAAAAAUAAAAACUCUGAUUUAUCUGAAUCUUCAAAUUCAGGUUUGCUUCUUACAACCGAGAUAAGUAAGCAGACAGUAACGAAUUUUUUACAAUCUUCAGACUCCUCAGAAUCUUCAAUAUCCGUUGAAUCACAGGAAAAUUUAAAUCCGGAGUCACUUAAAUCCUCAGAAUCAUCGCAAUCUAAAUCUUCUGAGUCCUCAAGUCCAAAUUCAUCCAAAGCAGCUGUAAGUGGCCAAGUAGUAACAAAAUCUCCACUAUCUUUAGAUUCUUCAGAAUCUUCAGUGUCCUCUGAAGCAAGGGUACCGGAAAAUAUAAAACAGAAGUCUUUCGGAUCUUCAAAUCCAGAUUUACCAAAUUCACCCAACUUAAUUGCAAGUGGUCAACAAGAAGUAACGAGGUCUUCCCAAUCUUCAGAAUCUUCAAUGUCUUCUGAAUCAACGGAACAAGAAAAUUUAAAACAGAAAACUCCCGAAUCAUCAGAAUCUGAAUCUUAUGAAUCUUCAAACCCAGUUUUACCCAACUCAACGAAGGCAGCUGGAAGUAGUCAACUAUUAAAAAAGUCUUCACAAUCCUUAGAAUCCUCAGAAUCUUCAAUGGCCUCUAAAUCAAAAGAAAAGGAAAAUAUAAAAAAGAAUUUCUCUGAAUCCUCAGAAUCAUCUGAAUCUAAGUCUUCAGAAUCUUCCAACCCAGGUUUACCAAAUUCAUCGAAGGAAGCCGGAAAUGGUCAACUAGUAACAAAGUCUUCUCAUUCUUCAGAAUCUGCAGGAUCUUCAAUGUCUUCUAAAUCAAAAGAAAAGGAAAAUAUAAAACAGAAAUCGUCUGAAUCCUCAGAAUCAUCUGAAUCUAAGUCUUCAGAAUCUUCAAACCCAGGUUUACCAAAUUUACCGAAGGAAGCUGGACGCGGUCAACUAGGAACAAAGUCUUCACAACCUUUAGAAUCGGCAGAAUCUUCAAUGUCCUCUGAAACAAAAGAAAAGGAAAAUAUAAAAAAGAAUUUCUCUGAAUCCUCAGAAUCAUCUGCAUCUAAGUCUUCAGAAUCUUCCAACCCAGGUUUACCAAAUUCAUCGAAGGAAGCCGGAAAUGGUCAACUAGUAACAAAGUCUUCUCAUUCUUCAGAAUCUGCAGGAUCUUCAAUGUCUUCUAAAUCAAAAGAAAAGGAAAAUAUAAAACAGAAAUCGUCUGAAUCCUCAGAAUCAUCUGAAUCUAAGUCUUCAGAAUCUUCAAACCCAGGUUUACCAAAUUUACCGAAGGAAGCUGGAAAUGGGCAACAAGUAACAAAGUCUUCACAAUCCUUAAAAUCCUCAGAAUCUUCAAUGUCCUCUGAAUCAAAAGAAAAGGAAAACAUAAAAAAGAAAUCGUCUGAAUCGUCUGAAUCCUCAGAAUCAUCUAAAUCUAAGUCUUCAGAAUCUUCCAACCCAGGUUUACCAAAUUCACCGAAGGAAGCCGGAAAUGGUCAACUAGUAACAAAGUCUUCUCAUUCUUCAGAAUCUGCAGGAUCUUCAAUGUCUUCUAAAUCAAAAGAAAAGGAAAAUAUAAAACAGAAAUCGUCUGAAUCCUCAGAAUCAUCUGAAUCUAAGUCUUCAGAAUCUUCAAACCCAGGUUUACCAAAUUUACCGAAGGAAGCUGGAAAUGGUCAACAAGUAACAAAGUCUUCACAAUCCUUAGAAUCCUCAGAAUCUUCAAUGUCCUCUGAAUCAAAAGAAAAGGAAAACAUAAAAAAGAAAUCGUCUGAAUCGUCUGAAUCCUCAGAAUCAUCUAAAUCUAAGUCUUCAGAAUCUUCCAACCCAGGUUUACCAAAUUCACCGAAGGAAGCCGGAAAUGGUCAACUAGUAACAAAGUCUUCUCAUUCUUCAGAAUCUGCAGGAUCUUCAAUGUCUUCUAAAUCAAAAGAAAAGGAAAAUAUAAAACAAAAAUCGUCUGAAUCCUCAGAAUCAUCUGAAUCUAAGUCUUCAGAAUCUUCAAACCCAGGUUUACCAAAUUUACCGAAGAAGGCUGGACGCGUUCAACUAGUAACAAAGUCUUCACAACCUUUAGAAUCGGCAGAAUCUUUAAUGUCUUCUAAAUCAAAAGAAAAGAAAAAUAUAAAACAAAAAUCGUCUGAAUCCUCAGAAUCAUCUGAAUCUUCAGAAUCUUCAAACCCAGGCUUACCAAAUCUUAGUAAGGAAGCGGGAAAUGGUCAACAAGUAACAAAGUCUUCACAUUCCUUAGAAUCCUCAGAAUCUUCAAUGUCCUCUGAAUCAAAAGAAAAGGAAAAUAUAAAACAGAAAUCGUCUGAAUCCUCAGAAUCAUCUAAAUCUAAGUCUUCAGAAUCUUCAAACCCAGGUUUAAUGAAUUUACCGAAGGAAGCUGGUUUGCCAAAUCUAGCUGGUCCAACCACGAGCGAUUUUACAUUAACAAAUGCUUCACAAUCUUCAGAUUCCUCAGAAUCUUCAAUAUCCUCUGAAUCAAAAGAAAAGACAAAUACAAAACAGAAGUCUCCAAAAUCGUACGAAUCUUCAAAUGCAGGUUUAUCAAAUUCACCCAAGACAUCUGGAAAUUAUCAACUUGUUUCAAAGUCUUCCAAAUCUUCAGAAUCAUCAAUAUCGUCUGAAUCAAAUGAACACCCAUAUAUAGCUGUAGUUAAUUAA